AUGGGGGCGGGGACAGCCCGGGCCCUACGGCCUGUCCCUUGGGAUCUGGGUUCUGUCACUCAAAGAAUGAUAAAGUUGUUUUUAUUUCAAGAAGUCGUUGGAAAAGAAAGCCCCAGCGCUCUAGAGCUCAGCUGACGGGAAAGGGGGUGUUCAGCCUCGAGUUUGAGAGCUACCCGGAGCCCCAAGACAGGGGUGGGCUCCAGCUCCCCGCACGCCCCGACCUUCCAUCGUAGGCCGGACCAUGGGAACCCCAAAGCCACGGAUCCUGCCCUGGCUGGAGUUGCAGCUGAAUCGGGGGCAGCUGGAGGGUGUGGCCUGGGUGAACGAGAGCCGCACGCGCUUCCGCAUCCCUUGGAAACACGGCCUACGGCAUGAUGCACAGCAGGAGGAUUUCGGAAUCUUCCAGGCCUGGGCCGAGGCUACUGGUGCAUACGUUCCCGGGAGGGAUAAGCCAGACCCGCCAACCUGGAAGAGGAAUUUCCGUUCUGCCCUCAACCGCAAAGAUGGAUUGCGUUUAGCAGAUGACCGGAGCAAGGACCCUCACGACCCACAUAAGAUCUACGAGUUUGUGAACUCAGGAGUUGGGGACUUUUCCCAGCCAGACACCUCUCCAGACACCAGUGGUGGAGGCAGUACUUCUGAUACCCAGGAAGACAUUCUGGAUGAGUUACUGGGUAACAUGGUCUUGGCCCCACUCCCAGAUUCGGGACCACCAGGCCUGGCUGUAGCCCCUGAGCCCUACCCUCAGCCCCUGCUGAACCCCAGCUUGGACAAUCCCACGUCCUUCCCAAACCUGGAGCCCUCUGAGAACCCACUGAGGCGGCUGCUGGUGCCGGGGGAAGAGUGGGAGUUCGAGGUGACAGCCUUCUACCGGGGCCGCCAAGUCUUCCAGCAGACCAUCUCCUGCCCAGGGGGCCUACGGCUGGUGGGGUCUGAAGUGGCAGACAGGACACUGCCUGGAUGGCCCAUCACACUACCAGACCCUGGCGCGUCCCUGACAGACAAGGGAGUGAUGAGCUAUGUGAGGCAUGUGCUGAGCCGCCUGGGCGGGGGACUGGCUCUGUGGCGGGCCGGACAGCAGCUCUGGGCCCAGCGGUUGGGGCAGUGCCACACAUACUGGGCAGUGAGCGAGGAGUUGCUCCCCAACAGUGGGAAUGGGCCUGAUGGCGAGGUCCCUAAGGACAAGGAAGGAGGCGUGCUCGACCUGGGACCCUUCAUUGUAGAUCUGAUUACCUUCACGGAAGGAAGCGGACGCUCACCACGCUAUACCCUCUGGUUCUGUGUCGGGGAGCCAUGGCCCCAGGACCAGCCGUGGACCAAGAGGCUCGUGAUGGUUAAGGUUGUGCCCACAUGCCUCAGGGCGUUGGUAGAGCUGGCCCGGGCAGGGGGUGCCUCCUCCCUGGAGAACACCGUGGAACUGCACAUUUCCAACAGCCACCCACUCUCCCUCACCUCUGACCAGUACAAGGCCUACCUGAAGGACUUGGUGGAGGACAUGGAUUUCCAGGGCCCUGGAGAGGCCUGAGCCCUCACUCCUCAUAGUGUGGCCUCUAGCCCCCCUACCUCGCCCACCACCUCAACCAAUAAACUGGUUCCUGCUGUA
Molecule: messenger RNA, 1603 nt
Organism: Sapajus apella (tufted capuchin)
Lineage: Eukaryota; Metazoa; Chordata; Mammalia; Primates; Cebidae
Gene: IRF3
Product: interferon regulatory factor 3
Exons: 8
Coding region: 242-1525 (427 amino acids)
Biological process (GO): regulation of transcription by RNA polymerase II; immune system process
Cellular component (GO): nucleus
Molecular function (GO): DNA-binding transcription factor activity, RNA polymerase II-specific; protein binding; RNA polymerase II cis-regulatory region sequence-specific DNA binding
Source: RefSeq, a predicted model, not a curated record